Messenger RNA from Plasmodium adleri (nom. inval.), 780 nucleotides. RefSeq names its product dolichol-phosphate mannosyltransferase. Gene Ontology annotation, biological process: protein O-linked glycosylation via mannose; GPI anchor biosynthetic process. The coding region runs from base 1 to 780 and encodes 259 amino acids. Gene Ontology annotation, cellular component: endoplasmic reticulum membrane. Lineage: Eukaryota; Apicomplexa; Aconoidasida; Haemosporida; Plasmodiidae. The transcript has a single exon. Gene Ontology annotation, molecular function: dolichyl-phosphate beta-D-mannosyltransferase activity. The record is from RefSeq and is a predicted model, not a curated record.
AUGGUUAUUCGAUUUUUCCUGUUUGUUAUUACACUGUUAGGCUUAUGUAUAAAUAUGGUGUGUUGCAAUUACAAAUAUUCAGUUAUAUUACCUACUUACAAUGAAAAAGAAAACUUACCAUAUUUAAUUUAUAUGAUAAUUGAUGAAUUAAAUAAACAUGAAAUUAAAUUUGAAAUAAUUGUAAUAGAUGAUAAUAGUCAAGACGGUACUGCAGAUGUAUACAAAAAAUUACAAGAAAUUUUUAAGGAUGAAGAAUUAUUACUAAUACAAAGAAAAGGAAAAUUAGGGUUAGGGUCUGCAUAUAUGGAAGGUUUAAAAAAAGUAACAGGUGAUUUUGUUAUAAUAAUGGAUGCUGAUUUAUCACAUCAUCCUAAAUAUAUUUAUAACUUUAUUAAAAAACAAAAAGAAAAUAAUUGUGAUAUAGUUACAGGUACAAGAUAUAAUAAGCAAGGUGGAAUAUCAGGAUGGUCAUUUAAUAGAAUUAUAAUAAGUAGAGUAGCAAAUUUUUUAGCUCAGUUCUUAUUAUUUAUUAAUCUAUCAGAUUUAACCGGGUCUUUUAGAUUAUAUAAAACGAAUGUAUUGAAGGAACUUAUGCAAUCUAUUAAUAAUACAGGUUAUGUUUUUCAAAUGGAAGUUAUUGUAAGAGCAUAUAAAAUGGAAAAAUCUAUAGAAGAAGUUGGUUAUGUUUUUGUUGAUAGAUUAUUUGGAAAAUCAAAACUUGAAGCUACAGAUAUUUUACAAUACUUAUCAGGUCUAUUGAAGUUAUUCUGGUCAAUAUAA